Molecule: messenger RNA, 1725 nt
Organism: Penaeus chinensis
Lineage: Eukaryota; Metazoa; Arthropoda; Malacostraca; Decapoda; Penaeidae
Product: translation initiation factor IF-2-like
Exons: 5
Coding region: 509-1648 (379 amino acids)
Source: RefSeq, a predicted model, not a curated record
GACAGUUGGAGCUUCAUCCCACGCGCAGCAUCUCUCGCCUCGCCCACCAGGCAUGACGUCACGCUCGCAGGGUUAUACAGUACUUCUUACUCUUCGUCGCAAAAGUUACAAAUACAGUGUGAUAACUUAUGAUCUUGGUGCGAAGAACAUAAAAAAAAUCAAAACUCGAUCAGUGAUUACAUGUCUAAGAUGGAUACUGGAUUAUAUGCAUAAAGGUAUAUUCGAUUUGAUUCAGGAUUUGAAAAGUGAUUCAUUUUCUAGGUAGAUAAGAUAUAUCUUCUAACGUUCGUUAUUAGAAUUACUCUUCCAUCACAUAUCCUUCCAUCUCUUUCAUUCCAUUUCACUCUAUAUACCAUCACUUCCUUACGAUAAACUGUAUCCAUGCCAAUCGCCGUCUAAGUUUUAAGGCCACACAGUACACCAUCCACCGCGAUCUGACUUCAUCUAAAAUGCACCUCGACGCCAUGGCCUUCAACGUGGGCGUAUUUUAGGGCCACCAUCUCCAGAAAUGCCAAGACAAGAGCGAUCGUGUCCUGCAACGUUUUCUCGCGGGCCGGACCAGCCCAGCACUCAGUGUCGUGGGAUUCGCCAUUCAGUGCACAUGGAGGGAGUCAGUCAUCAAGGUAUGCAGUGGGAGUGUGGGCGAGGGGGGGCAGGCCGGGACCAGGUGCCCAGCAAGGACAGGUGGGGAGUGGUGGGGGUCGCCGCCGCCCCCCAUCAGGGCGGCUUCAUCCCGGGAAGUCUCCAGGCGGGGAGCUGCCUCAUCACCUGCGAGGGAAACACGGUGGUCAAGCCCGACUUCUACACACUGAACCCCGGAGGCAAUGACUUGGUAUGGGCGGCCGCAGCCGAGGGGAAGGUGCCCUUGGGUGCCGUGCAGGGGGGAGUCUCGGAGUCAGGAGAAGACCUCUACAUCGGCAGGUGUAAGGUCGAUGGCAAAAAAUUGUAUGGGAAGGUACAGCCAAGUCAGCAAGGUUGUCUGGUGCCACUUGCUGGGGGAGAGGCAAACAGCAGCUCCUACGAAGUGUUGUGUGCGAGAACGGUCCUCACAAACUUCAAAUCAUUCAUAAACGCCGCCCGACGAGUCAGUUCCCCCGGCAGCAGCGUCGUGACCCGCCUCUCGUCCCUCGCGCCCAUCUCGCCCAUCACGCCCAUCACGCCCACCAAGAGACGGCCGCUGCGAGGGUCGGGCGACUCGUGGCGGAGGCUCGCGACGCCCAACAGCAGCAGCAACAUCCUGCAGUUGUCGGGCUGUCUCAAGAGCGCCGUCACGCGCACCACAAGCACAGUCAAGUCGCGGAAGCUCAGCGGCCCGUUUCCCAGCUCGCCAAGCAGCCCGCGCGCGCCCACGUCACGCACAGCCAGCCCCGGCGACCUGGCCUUCGUCACGCCCAAAUCUCGUGUGGGUAGUCCUCGCACGCCCACCAGCCACUCGCCCACCGCCCGCGCGCCCACCGGCCACUCGCCCACCGCCCGCGCGCCCACCAGCCGCUCACCCACCGCCCGCGCGCCCACUAGCCGCUCCCCCGCCUCCCCCACGCCGCCCAAACCCCGCAUUCUGAAACGCGUGUCGCCCGUGGAGGACUUCUCGCCCGGCAACUGGGUGAGGCGGCGGGGGAGGGGCGUGUGCCGCCUACGCCGGUGUUGAAAGGCGGGCGCCCACGCCUUAGGGGGACGGGGGCGCGCCACCCUGUUGUGAUUGUAUAAUAAAAAUAACUAACCUGU